Molecule: messenger RNA, 1155 nt
Organism: Saccoglossus kowalevskii
Lineage: Eukaryota; Metazoa; Hemichordata; Enteropneusta; Harrimaniidae
Product: 5-hydroxytryptamine receptor 7-like
Biological process (GO): adenylate cyclase-activating adrenergic receptor signaling pathway; positive regulation of MAPK cascade
Cellular component (GO): plasma membrane
Molecular function (GO): G protein-coupled receptor activity
Source: RefSeq, a predicted model, not a curated record
AUGAAUCUCACGUUCAUUCUCAGCACUAAUGUCGUCAGCGUGGAUCCCAAUUCGCUGGUAACACCAGAUCGCGACUAUGGCCGCCUCGGCACAAUCGUAGUGUCAACGAUACUUGUAGCCAUUAUGGCUGUCACUUUGUUUAUGAAUUCGCUGAUAAUCCUCGCGUUUUGUACAUCCAGACACGUCCGUAAGAUAAACAACUACUUCUUUUUCAGCCUGGCACUCACCGAUAUACUUAUGGCUGUGCUGGUCAUGCCAUGGAUGGCCACGGAACAGUUAUUGGGUACGUGGAUGUUCGGUAAAGAGCUGUGCUUAGUUUGGUUAUGUGCUGACUAUUUUCUUUCAUCGGCAUCUGUGUUCAAUAUGACAUUCAUUUGUAUCGACAGAUAUCUGAAUAUCGUUCACCCUUUGUCUUAUCCAGCUAGCAGGACACCGAAACGGAUUAUUGCCAUGAUUGUAGCGGCGUGGGUUCUAGGAUUGCUCGCCGAGUUACCAGCCACGCUUUUAUGGGAACCGAUCGGACAAAAGAGUGUGAUCAACUACACGCAUACAUGUGACGUUGAAUGGGUUGCCAAUGUUUACUACACCGUUCUCAGUACGGUCCUGACUGUUUUCGUGCCGUUUAUCGUCAUGACGGUGCUGUACUCCCGAUUGUAUUGCGCCAUAAGACGGAGUUUACGCUGGAUUAGAAAACACUCUUUCGCCGGGUUCGAAAGCAGCGAAUCGAUAAAUCAGUACACACAGGUUAAUCACCACAAUGGCGAUGGCAUACCGCUCGAAUGUGCCGACUCAUUGCACAGCCACCACAGCACUAGCGGGUGGUCACUAGCGAGGUUAUUACUACAGAAUCCCGACAGUCACACAAAACGAAGGGGUAACAAGAAACAUCGUGUUUUAAAAGAUAAAAAAACUGCCAAAACUCUUGGGAUUUUAUUAGGAUUUUUUGCGUUCUCGUGGCUUCCCUGGCAAGUAGUGAGUAUCACAGACGCGGCGUGUGGGUAUUACUGUGUCCCUACACUUUUGUAUGACAUUUGCCUCUGGUUACAAUAUUCCAACUCUAUGAUUAACCCAUUCCUGUAUAUAUUUAGAGACGACAGCUUUCGCAUUGCUGUUUAUGGAAUUUUGACAAAAUGUUCUUUCACCAGUGGCAGGUAG